Messenger RNA from Aricia agestis (brown argus), 2312 nucleotides. RefSeq lists its product as uncharacterized. Bases 258 to 1574 code for a protein of 438 amino acids. Gene Ontology annotation, biological process: synapse organization. The record is from RefSeq and is a predicted model, not a curated record. Gene Ontology annotation, cellular component: neuron projection membrane. NCBI's taxonomy places the organism in Eukaryota, Metazoa, Arthropoda, Insecta, Lepidoptera, Lycaenidae. The transcript has 8 exons.
UGCCCGACGGAAGGACGUGUAUUCGAAAUUCAAAAUUCGAUACGCUACGUGUUUGUGAAGUGAGAGUGAAGUGUACACUUUUGUGCGAGUGUAAAGUGAGUGACACUUUUGAUGGACUGAUUAAAGAAUGCACACACUAAAGGUUGCAACAUCGUUCGAAGCGAGGUAGCGAACUACCAACCUUAUAAUGACAAUAAAUUUAAGUGGAACGCGAUGUGAAACGCUAGCCCAAAUGUGACCCACAUAGUGCCAAAACAAUGUUUUGCUGUAAAGAACUAAAACUACUCUAUGCAACUAUUGUUCUACUGCUUGAAGCGGAGCUGUUAGUGAACACGGGUGCUAUGGAGUCGAAGCGGUCUUCCAUGAUGGUCGCGCAGAACGCCGAUGAUCUCAAAUCGUUGGAGCUCUGCACGACCAGAAAUCAGCAGAGGCUGGGUAGCGUUUUCGGAAACUUCACGAGACACCACAAAAAAGGUCACAGAAGAAGAACAACCACAACAACCACAUCAUCCACUCAGACAACCAUCCUCUAUACGACCAUUGAUGGUGAAGAUUCCACGGAGCCUUUUUCCUCUAGUGCCUCAACGUAUACACCUUACCCCAAACUACCGAAACCUCUCCGACUAUCAUCAGUACUAGAUAACAGUAAUGACGAGGACAUUAUAUAUAUAGACAACAUUAUAGACGAAGAGAUAGCAAAUCAAGAGAAAUAUAAUAGCAACCAUCACGAUCGAAAUAAAGAAGUCGUUCUAGAUAUAGACGAGACGUCGCUGUCUAAAUCUAUAAAUAAAGUUAAGAAAAUGUACAGAGACUCAGCAGCGUCGGGAGUAAAUAAGUUAGGUGGAAAAGGUGGAAAAGUUGGUAUAUUUUUAACCGACAACUGUACCACAGUUAUAGCUCAAAUAGGAACAACAGCCGUACUUCAUUGCGAAGUCAGUGACAUAACAGAAAACACGGUCACGUGGAUACGGAGGAAAGAUUACUCGCUGUUGUCGGUGGGUCUCGUCACUUACAGCGCCGAUAGCAGGUUCUUUUCAGCGCACGGACGACAUGUGAAGGACUGGGCGCUGCACAUCCGGUUCGCGACGUCGGCGGACGGCGGCUACUAUGAGUGUCAAGUGCCCACACAUCCCCCCACCAGCAUAUUUUUUAAACUAGUCCUAGUCGCGGCAUACGCGGAAAUCGUAGGCGAGUCAGAGAAGAUAAUCCACGAGGGUUCCAUGCUGAAGCUGGUGUGUAUCGUGAAGCGGUCUACGGAACCCCCUUCAUACGUGUUCUGGUACUUCGAGAACAGGAUGAUCAACUAUGACCUGAAUGGCGUCAGUGUCCACAACGGUCGUCAGACGAGUGAGCUGGUGAUCGGCAAGGCGGAGCCGCGACAUGCCGGCAACUACACCUGCGUGCCCGCUAACGCUAAAGCCGCCUCCGUCACCGUACAUGUUGUGCAGAGUGAGACCCCGGCUGCAAUGCAACACGGCAACAACUCGAGCGCUCGAGACCACUUGACCGUAUCAUUAAUUGUAUUUAUAUCAUUAACUUUAAUAAUGAAUCAUGGCUUCCAAGAGGUCGGAUAACGAUUCAUAAUAAAAAUGAACAUUGUAUAUUUCUGUAAGUGUUUUUAGUUGUAAAUAUACGUGUUUUGUACGAUUGCAUUGUUUGUCCGCCUUUUGUUGUGUUUAAUUAAAAUGAUAAUUCAUUAUUGUCAUCGAAAUUCGUUUAUUCGUUUAUUUCGUCGGAUGAGUAACGUUCGUUUGUGUUUUGCUAUUGUUGCGAGAUAGAACGGAAAACGUGGCUUAUUUUUUUUUAAUUACAAUCACGUUUGGAAUAGUAUUACAAUAUACAGCAAAACAAUUUGAAUUCUUUUCGUCGUUUUAAUAAAUACCAGAGAUUAAAUAAAAUUCGUUAAACAAUUCUGUUUCCCUGUGAGUAUUUUAAUAUUUGUUUUAUUUUAUUACAUUCUGUCACGCGCACUGUAAAUACAUUUUGUUUAAAAUGCCAGGCAUUUCGACACGAUUAGCGUAAUAUGUUUAUAUUUUGUUAACAUAACUAACACGGAUUCCAGUUUCGUCGUUGUUUGUGGUUCCUGAUAUUUACGAUUUCUAAACAACAAGAUUAACUGUCAUUAUACGUUUAAAAUUAACUGCAUUUUCAAUAAUACAUAAGUUGUACGAUGUUAAAUAAAUGGGUGAUAAUAUUAUCGCUGGCCCCGGGUAUCGAAGCGCUAAUAUAAAAAAUAGAUUUUUACAGGAGAAAUAAAAGAAACUAAUUUGCUUAUAGUGCUGUGUACAGUGAUCCAAUACAAAAAAAGCUAU